Molecule: messenger RNA, 1164 nt
Organism: Gamsiella multidivaricata
Lineage: Eukaryota; Fungi; Mortierellomycota; Mortierellomycetes; Mortierellales; Mortierellaceae
Exons: 4
Coding region: 158-949 (263 amino acids)
Source: RefSeq, a predicted model, not a curated record
GAAACCAAGGAUCUGCCUUUAUGUCACCUUCUGGUCCAUCCUCCAGAGAACAUCAAGCCCUUGAUAAGAGAUGAUCUGUCAUGUCUAAAAGAUCACAUUGUUGUUUGCACAGAUGUCGGAGAAAACCUUUAUCGCUUCCUGGCGACCCUGAGGAGAGAUGAACGAACAUAACAGCGAUGAUGGCGGUAUUGGCACUGAGGAGUGGUGUGGAGGAGGAGCAUGGGAUGCCAUCCUGUCCUUUCCGAGCGUAUUUUGGGUAGCGGGCAACUGUCGCCACCAACGCGAUCUCGUACGGGCUGGUAUUUUGGGAGCAUCAAGCAUUGUAGUUAUGUCGCACAGCACUAAGGAACUGGAUCGAGAUGAGUUUGCAGACAGUACGGCGAUUAUGACCCAUCACAUCAUUUACCAGACCCUACAGCAGCGUGGUCUCCUGGGUCGACAGCAUAUCACUGUCGAGAUCUUGGAGAGAAGCAACAUCCGUUUCCUGAAUAUGCGGGACCUAUCCAUGGUAAGGUCGUAUCACGGCGCGCGUCGUCGUGGCGGAGGCAUUGGAUCGGGAGGCUAUUGGAUGGCACCGAUUUUCGCAAGUGGACAGGUCCUAGUUAGCAGUCUGGUCGACAAUGUUCUCUUCCAGGCGUAUUCCAAAACCCACAUCCUGGAUCUCGUGAAGUUGUGCUGCGGGGUCCGGUUCAAGCAGGCUAUCGAGCUGGACCAAAUUCUUGGAAUCGAUUCCUCGAACGUGUGUCUAAUGAAGGUGCCGCCUAGGUUUGUUGGUAAAUCGUUCCUUAGCCUGUUCCAGGCGCUGGCGCUUUUGAAUGGGAUCAUACCACUGGGAUUGUAUCGAGCUCCUGAUCGUGAACUGAACAACGCGCUGCCCUUCGUUUUCACUAAUCCAUUGCCAGGAAUAUUGCUGAAGCAGACGGAUAUGGUUUAUGUGCUCAAGUCAUAAAAUAUGGACAUAAUAUUUAUUGAGGGCAGAGACUAGGGUGAUAUUGUUUAAGUUCCAUUUGCUUCCUAAUAAUGUUUCCGAAAAUAUUCCCGCUCCACUCCAUUAAAGUUGCCGGUACUUCUACCUCCUCUGUCGUUGCUGCCGUUGUUGCUCGUGCGUGGCCCUCUGUUUCUUCCUAUCUCGUCUCUCAGCAGCGAUCCGGUCCCACUCUUCUC